UAUAUAUACAGAGGAGGAGAGUCUGGAUACACUCACUCUGCAACCAUGACUUCCCCUGUGAUGUGGAUCCUGUCCGCUCUCCUGUGCCUGGCCUCUGCAGAUCAAGAAGAUUCUCGUAUGUACCAAAGGGAGAUCGAACUUUCCUUUCCAAUAGAGCAAAGAGAAGUUGAACUUCCUCUCCUGAUCCGGGGUGAACCAGUAUUGUCACCACGUGGCAGAAGGCCCGGACCAUCCAUAAACAACAACUUGAAAGAUUUCCCUCCAGGCAAACCCAGUAGAGCCAAUAUCGGCAAUAUCUGCAGGAAGACCCGGCCAAUCAUUUCCUAUGGUGCUGAGAACCUUCCCCGUUCAGGGUUCUCUCACCUCAGCAGACAAGGGCACGCCAUUAACAACGUGGAGGAGGAAUACGCCAGGUGCUGCCGUCAGUCUGAGAAACUGACCUGUGCACUGAAAGCAUGGGAAAAUGCCCUUGACGAUUUCUGCACAGAUGAAUUUUCAGUAAAGACCCGUCACUUCCACUGCUGCAAGAAGACUGGUGUAGAAAGGGAGACCUGCUUCACCGACGAGGCCCCAAACCCCAACUACAGCAGCUCUGCGCCCUCGCUGGAGAUCGGCAGUGCAGACCUCCAAUCUGUGCCCAUGCCACGCAGCCUGAGACCUUGCUCUCCUAGCUCACCCACGUGCCUAAAUAACCCAGAAAGCAAAUUCAGGAUUUCAGACCUGGCCUUCCCACCCGGAGAACCCAAAGCCAGCAACAUCCAGAACCUGUGCAAGCUAAGGAAAUAUCGCCCUCUGUACUCCGACACCGAAAUGCCCAAAAGUGGCUUCGGGCACUACGUACGGCGGGCUAAAGCCAUCAACAACAUGGAGAAUGCACUCAGAAAGUGCUGCAAAUCUGAAGAUGUGACCUGUGCGCAUACCGGGUGGCAGCAGACUCUGUCCAAGUUUUGCGAAAAAGAGCUGGAAGUGAAGACCAAGCAUCACGAUUGUUGUAAGAAGAACGACCAAGAAAGUAUGUUCCGCUGUUUUGCCAGUGAGGCCCCAUUCCCAGAAUAUGACAAAGAGGUGGAAAGCCUGAACCUCAGCAAUAUCACAGACGGCAUCCUGGAGAAGAUCUGCUCAGAGUGCAAGCUCCUCACUAAACAGAAACAGUUGCCCCUUCUGGUGUCAGGUCUGAAAGAUUCCUGCUGUAUCCUUCCCCAGGACAAGAGACUGACAUGUGCACAAGAGCAGAAAGAAACAUUCAUAAAAACUCUGUGCGGCCCCAAGAUGGACUCUUGGAAGGACAAUCGGAACUGCUGCGGCAAGGAUGAGCUGGAGAGGGGGGAAUGUUUCAACGUCUACCUGCAGAACGUCACCAUGGCCAUCUCACAUAGAAUACAGAGCGUAAAGGUGGAGUAGGACAAUAUCGGCUCAUCUGCAGCUGACGACGUGCCCAUGCGGAUAGCGGUCCCGCACCCAGACCCACAUGGAGGAAUCUAAUCCAUCAAAUCUCAUUGGAUGAUGUCCCUGUGUAAUAUAUGUCAUGAAUCUCCAUUUUAUCCUGGGAAAUUUUAUGUACCAUGGGGGAAGCGGGUCCAUUCUUCAGAACCCUUACACAGAGGCCUGUAUGUAGUCUGCUACUGCUUGCAGUACGCCAAGUCACCAUUGUAUAGAAUACAUAACCAUGGAGUUACCAGCCGUUGCAUUGGUAUUUAUGUGGCUCCUAGACACAUCUCUUCUAUAGGUAGCGGUAUCAAUGGCAUGGCUGGUGAUGAGAGGGAAGGGAGGCUUAUGCAAGAUGGUGGGGCUAGACCAUCAGUAGUGCCAGCCUUAUAAAUGCUUGUGCCCAGAUGCUCACUUGUAUAUCAUAUACAGCCUUCUUUAGAUUCCAUGAGUUUUUGUCUAGGCAUGCAACCUACACC
Messenger RNA from Rana temporaria (common frog), 1904 nucleotides. Its product is annotated as extracellular matrix protein 1-like. Gene Ontology annotation, biological process: regulation of bone mineralization; signal transduction. Lineage: Eukaryota; Metazoa; Chordata; Amphibia; Anura; Ranidae. Gene Ontology annotation, cellular component: extracellular region. Bases 46 to 1401 code for a protein of 451 amino acids. The transcript has 7 exons. The record is from RefSeq and is a predicted model, not a curated record.